Molecule: messenger RNA, 1824 nt
Organism: Durusdinium trenchii
Lineage: Eukaryota; Dinophyceae; Suessiales; Symbiodiniaceae
Source: the annotation of a GenBank genome assembly
AUGUACUUGUUGAAGUUGGCUUGCUACCGGCUCAAGCUGGGUAAGCUGAAGAUGGCAACCGCGUCAGUGUUGAGGUCUGCAGAGGUAGGUGUCAGAGUGAGGAGAGGAGCUGAUUGGAGGUGGGGCGACCAGGAUGGAGGAGGUCCAGGCACCACGGUGCCAGGUGCUGAUGAAGAUGGCUGGGUUCGUGUAAGGUGGGACCAUGCCAGCAGGGCAAGCAACUACAGGGUCGGUGCACAAGGAUGUCAUGACUUGGUGAUGAUUGAUCUCUCUCCAACACCUUCAGUGCAGCCUGGAGAAGUUUUGAGGUCCUGCAUUGCGGGCGUCAGAGUGAGGAGAGGACCCGAUUGGAGCUGGGGCGACCAGGAUGGAGGAGGUUUAGGCACCACACGAGCUGAUCCAGACCCAGGCUGGGUCAAGGUCACAUGGGACAACGGCGGCACGAACAGCUAUCGAGUCGGCCGUGGGGGGCACUAUGACUUGAUCGUGGCCCAAGCAAGCUCCCCAAGCUCCCAGCGGAACAUCACGGUGGGGAGCAGAGUGAGGUUCACAGAAGACAGUCGAAACGUUGACUUUGCCGAGUGCCCGGGUACAGAUUUGAGCUUCUCAGUGGGCGACACGUGCACUGUUCAUGAAGUACGUGGAGAUUGGUUCAUCCCAACGAGGUGGAGAAAUCUUUGGGCUCCGCUGAGGGCCGUCGAGCUCCUUGAGACCUCUGACGCGAUGGCUACGCCUAUGGUGCGACCUGGAGAAGUUCUGAGGUCUGCGGAGGUGGGCAUCAGAGUGAGGAGAGGUCCAGACUGGGAGUGGCAUGACCAGGAUGGAGGAGGUCUAGGCACCACGGUUGAAGGUAGUGACCGUGAUGGCUGGGUGUUUGUGAAGUGGGAUGCUCACGGCCGUGAGUACAACUAUCGGGUCGAAAGAAGCUAUGAUCUCAUUGUCGACCAAUCUUCGUUCUUGAGCUCUGCUGAGGUGGGUGUCCGAGUGAGGGCAGCUCCAGGUUGGGAGUGGGGUGAUCAGGAUGGAGGAGGUCUGGGAACCACGGUGGAGGCGAGUGGCCCAGGGUGGGUGAGAGUCAGGUGGGACCACGGCAACACCAAUGGUUACCAAGUUGGUGCCAAUGACACCUAUGACUUGAUCAUUGCCCAAGCGCCUUCAGCACAACCUGGAGAAGUGCUGAGGUCAGCGCAGGCGGGCGUCCGGGUGAGGAGAGGCCCUGGUUGGUCUUAUAGUGACCAGGACGGAGGUGCAGGAGGCCUUGGGAUUACCACCGGUGAAGGACGCCUGGGCGUGAGGGUCAGAUGGGACUGGGACCAUGGCAGCUCAGAGGGCAGGUACAGCUAUCGCAUUGGUCCUCACCGGUUCGAUUUGAUCGUGGUGGGAGUUCCAGGGAGGGAGCAAGCGGACGCAGCAGAGCAAGCCCCAUCCCAUACCACUACUUCAGCGGAGCCAGAUGGAGGCUAUGAUGAGCAGUGGCUAGAUGUGGCAGAAGCGGCCAGCAUGCAAUGCCCCAUUUGUAUGUGUGUCGCACGGAAUGCAAUGGCACAUGACUGUGGAAAUCUCUUCUGUGAGAUUUGCUGGAUCAGAUGGAUGGCCGAAGACAAUCCCACUUGCCCCGUGUGCAGAGAGCUUGGCGAGGGCAUCGUCCGGGCACCGCGCGAUCGACGCAAGAUCUCGAACCUCAUGAUCAGAUGCCAGGGCUGCAAAGAGAGCAUCCGCUUGGCCGACAAGGAGAAACAUGUGUCUCAAUGUCCCAAGCUGGUGCCACGCAGCGAAGGUGAGAUAGGCCAGCAAGAGCUCAGCGAACAGCUCGAUCUGACCUGA